This is a messenger RNA of Pseudo-nitzschia multistriata, 2055 nucleotides long. The record is from the annotation of a GenBank genome assembly. NCBI's taxonomy places the organism in Eukaryota, Bacillariophyta, Bacillariophyceae, Bacillariales, Bacillariaceae.
CGGUAUUCAAAAACGUAUUGAGUAGGAAAAAUUAUAUUUUUCGCUAUGAAAGAACCGAGAUCUAGUCUCUCCGAUCACGAGUGCGAGUUUCUCUGAUAUUGAUUAUGUGAAGUAACAUUCAAAAACCAGUACAAUCAUAUUGAAAUAACUAUAGCAAAAUGACAAUGGUAGAGGACGACUUUCCGCCCUUUUUGAUGUCGAACGAGGACACAACGCAACUGGACAGUGCGAAACGGUGCCUUUUUCCCAGAGAAAAUGAUUUCUCAACAAAUUCAAUCUGGGGGGGGGUUGAUACAAUUUCGAAAGAACACGAUGAUACUAAUCAGAAGAUGGUCGGAAAGUCCGCAGAGCAAACCAAGCAUUCUCCAAUUUCGGUGGUGUCCGUCCUCAACAUUGGAUGUCCUGUCCGGGGAUUUCACAACGACAAAAAGUUCGAUGACUGCACUUCUUCAUCGUCAACAUUAUUAUCCCCAUCACCGGAUUCGAGAGCGAAAUCCGACCGCGAUGAGGUCGAAGAACAAACUGUCAUUGAGGUGCAAUAUGUGGAAUCAGCACGUGUGGAUCGCGAUAUAAAUUUCGACGCAGAUUCGGUUGAAGAAAACCAAGUUCCGUGUUCCAAUCAAAGUAAGCGUGCAAAGACUCCCCUACGAAACCGAACAAGUAUUGAACGUAAUACCAUCGGAGAUGCUAGAGCUAGGCCCUUACUAGAUGUUGAAAAGACUCCUUCUGGAUCUGAAACAAAAAAGAAGAAGAGUGUCACGCCCUCGCCUUUGCUAGGUUGCGGUGGCUAUGGGGCCUGUCUUCCUUACUGUGGAGAUACCGACCAUCAGUUCGUAGAAAGAAAAAUCACCAAGUUCCUCGAAGACAACUCUGUCUCGACUCCAGAUGCAUUCAAAACAACAUGCACAGACUGGCAAGCUUGGUCUUAUUUUGGAUUUGCAAGUCCUGAAGAUUCUUCUAAUAAUUCACCAUCGAGGGAAAGCAUAAGAACAACAUUAAGACGUCGCACAUCCCAUAGCUUGAGGUCGCGCAAGUCAAAUGUCAGGCAACUCAAAAGAAAUCUGGCACCGUUUGCUCAGUCACCUGCUAGAUCUCCAGCAAGAGCUCCAAGCCUCUUCAGAAACCGUUCUUUUUCGGUAUCAGACCAUCGAUCUGCUAUAGCGCGUGUUUCAACGGAUAAUAAGCCAAACAGAAAGAGCUUUUCAGACGUAUUUGAUCUGUGCACUCUGUACGAAAAGGUCGAUUUAAAUUCGCAGGACUUGGUCUGGAAAAAUACAGAUACUGGUUCCAAUGAAAACGAUAUUUCUUAUGACAGUGAUCCCGAAGACUUCAUGCGUAGGCGCCCAACAUCGGAGGCGAAACGGCCUGCUGACAAUAACAUAUCACAGUCUGGAGAGGGUGGAAGUCCUUGCUACUAUCAAAACUCACCGGGGCGUUCGUUUCUUGAUCCGCACAACGACGAAGUGUUUUCCAACAUUGUACGAGAAAUGUUUAACCAAACAACCACUCUUGUUUUACAUCCUGUAUCUGAGUCGAAUACUACCGGUCAGGCUUUAUUACAGUCGGCUCGACCCAUAGCCGUGGAUGCCUGGUUAGAACGUGGUCAACACCUUGCUUAUGCUCUGAUUCAACCUAAGUGGAUCUGGAAGGCAAAACCAAAAAUCAAUUCUGAAGGCCAAUCUAGCGUUUGUCAGAAGUUUUGUCUGCAAGGUAUUGAACUCCUGGAUAUUACGAAAAUAUUGAAGGUAGAAGAAACUGAAGGAGUCAGCCAUUCCCUCGCUAAACCAAGCCAUUGUUUCUUUAUCAAGUCUAUCCACGAUGAAGAAUUUUGUUUCGAGGCGAAAUCGAGGAAGGAACGAGACCGUAUAGUUAGCUCUCUCAAAUUGCUAAUCGCCCGGUUUGGAGCAAAGGUGCUUACUGGAGACCCUGAAGUCUACUAUGAAUUCUUUUGGAUGACUGAUGGAGUUCCUGGUGACGCUCCAGAUUUGCUCGAGGCCUUCGGAUUGGUUGAAGCAGAAGAGGUAUCUUUUUAACCUUUUGCAACAUCUCCAACCU